AGCUUUAGGAGAAAAACAGUGUUGUAGUAAAGAUGGUCUUCAACUUGAUCUUGUCCUGGACUCUUCUCCUGCUUUCAUUCGGCCCACUGCUGGCACACCCUGUCUCAGAAACAGCAGACAUGUCUUACCCUGGAAUUGACUCAGCCGAAGAGGCAGGAGCAGUCGGUCCUGAGGACCUGGAUUUGAGCAGCCUUCUCCAGAGGACAGCGGGCUUCAGUUACUCCCCACUGCUCUCUAAAGAUGGUCUCAGAGUGUCUGGGUUGCUCCCUAAAGAAGCUCUAAAAGAGGUUCUGCUGGAGAAACCAGGCCAUCUAAGCUCUCUGAAUCAUAUACUUGGUAUUAAGAGGCCAUACAGAAAGAGGGGCAAUGGAGCUGACUGCUUCUGGAAGUAUUGCGUUUAAUACUGAGAUGGAAAAUCGCAUGCAUGACUGAGAGACUGG
Molecule: messenger RNA, 440 nt
Organism: Tachysurus vachellii
Lineage: Eukaryota; Metazoa; Chordata; Actinopteri; Siluriformes; Bagridae
Gene: uts2a
Product: urotensin 2, alpha
Exons: 4
Coding region: 33-401 (122 amino acids)
Biological process (GO): regulation of blood pressure; blood vessel diameter maintenance
Cellular component (GO): extracellular region
Molecular function (GO): hormone activity
Source: RefSeq, a predicted model, not a curated record